AUGUCGAGUGAGCAAACAAUUCGUGAAGAAAGUUUGCAGGGUCCACCAACGGACCAAGCUUACGUCGAUUUACUGAAACGCAUGCUUGAAGAGAGUGGGGACAGCUUUGCCAAGAUGCUGCCGACGCUAAAGCUGUAUAUGGAUGGCCUUAGCACGAAUCUGAUGUUAAUGUCAACUUUGGUGGCAUCUAACGACAUGACAAAUGACAUAAAGUUGCCAGUUAUCCGCUUCCUUAUCGAUUGUAAACCUUUUCUCGAUGCUUUGGCUGAAGUCCACCCGAAUAUUAAAAUUUUUCGAGAUGCUCUAGGAUUUUACGAAGGAAUGGAAGUCUUCACUCGAAGGGAAAUGCGCAUGCCAGAUAUUUAUAUAUUAUGCCAUUUCAGUUGUAUCGGCUACAUUAAUUACUCGAGAUCAUCAAUACCUGUUUAUACAAACUUCGUCAAUAAUCUACGAACAGGAGAAUGGAUUGUAAAUCAUUCAUCUAGUGUCAACGUUAAGGCGACUGUCAUUCAGUUUUACGCCAAAUAUGCGCGCGAAAUUCGAGCUAUCUCAACAUUUCAUGAGUCUGCAAUGUUUGCUCAAAUGUCAUGUCUUAUGAUGAAAAGAAUGAAUGUCGACAAUGCAAUAGAGGAGAACGUGAGCCCUGAGAAACUGGAAACAGUGAAUUACUUGAGAAAAUUAAACGAAUCGCUAGCAAAUCAAGACCAUCAACCAGCAAUUCAUAGUAUUAUAAACGAUAUUUUGACACCUACUCUAUGA
Messenger RNA from Rodentolepis nana, 759 nucleotides. NCBI's taxonomy places the organism in Eukaryota, Metazoa, Platyhelminthes, Cestoda, Cyclophyllidea, Hymenolepididae. The record is from the annotation of a GenBank genome assembly.